AUGGAACUUUUCAAAGACAUCAAAAAGAACAAGAGAUCUUUCUACAUUGCUGGUAUUAUCAAUAUAGGAGCUAUCCUAAGUGGUUUCGACCUUGGAGGCAUAGGUGCAAUUGUUUCCUUACCUAGUUUCAUAGCCGGGUUCGAAUUAAACACCAGCGCCUCCAAACUUGCCAACACUUCCGGCACGAUCGUGACGCUCUUGAAUGCCGGAGCCAUCAUUGGUAGUUUCGCCCCAUUGUUGGUCUCUCAGCACCUGGGUCGACGCUACCUCCUCAUGAUCUCCGGCCUUUUUUUCUUGCUCGGAGGGUCGUUGCAGACGGGUAGCACGAUGCCCGGUUUGGGUAUGAUCAAUGCGGGUCGAGUCAUCGCCGGAGUCGGUGUCGGUCUCAUCAGCAACGUCUCCCCUACCUUCAUGGCCGAGUGCGCACCGAAACAAUAUCGCGGUUUCAUGAUGAGUCUCUAUGAUUUAUACUUGAUCUUCGGUGGUCUCAUCGGAUACUUUGCCGUGUACGGGUGUCAGAUCCAUCUGGCACCCACGUCGGCUCAGUGGAGGAUCCCAUUUUCCCUCCAACUCCCUCUGGCGGCCAUCAUCGUGGUCGGGGCGUAUUCCUCCUACGAGUCCCCACGUUGGCUUGCCCGCAAAGAUCGCCUGGAUGAAAUGAGAGACACCCUGUGCAAGCUACGUGGCUGCACCGUCGAGGACCCGGCUCUGGCCACUGAGAUUGCCGAGAUCCUGGCCCAGGUUCAUGAAGAGGUCGCCGCAACUGCAGGAAACACCUUAAGAGAGUUGUUCAUCCAAGGAAACUGGCAGAGGUUGGCGUGGGGACUAUCCCUCGCCAUGUUUUCGACUUCUUGUGGACACAAUGUUAUACUGUAUUACGCUCCCACGGUCUUCAAGGACAUCGGUUAUGUCACUCCCUCUUCCACCAUCCUUGGAGGUGGCGUCAUUUUGAUCAUCAAACUCGCCGCUGUCCUUUUGUUUCUCAUCGGACCUGUCGAGUAUUUCGGUCGACGCACAUUGCUCAUGACCGGUACCUUUGGUAUGGGUGUCUGUAUAUAUAUCCUUGGAGCACUCCUUGCGGUCGAUCCACCAUCGUCGAGGAAGAGUGGUGAACUCGGCAACGGCGGAAGAGCAAUGGUCGCCAUGGUAUAUGUCUUCCAGAUUUUCUAUUCCAUCUCAUGGGGUCCGUUGCUGUGGGUUUAUCUGGGAGAAAUCUUCCCCAACCGAAUUCGAGAGUACGGCAUGGCGCCGUGUGUUGCCGCUUGCUGGGCCUUCAACCUGUUGUGGUCCAAGGUACAGCCGAUAGCUAUUCUUCAUACUGGUUGGAAAACAUGGAUGAUCUUUGGAACCCUCAAUGUUUGCGCCACCAUCCUCUGUUACUUCCUACCAGAAACUAGACACUUGUCUGUCGAAGAGAUGGAUGUUUUGUUUGGUGCGGUCGAUGGUCAAACCCGUGCCAAUGACAUUGACAAUGAACUGCACUUGAAGGGUGCAAUGGAACUUCACGAAACCGCCGACAAGACUGUUUGA
Molecule: messenger RNA, 1530 nt
Organism: Exophiala oligosperma
Lineage: Eukaryota; Fungi; Ascomycota; Eurotiomycetes; Chaetothyriales; Herpotrichiellaceae
Exons: 8
Coding region: 1-1530 (509 amino acids)
Biological process (GO): transmembrane transport; carbohydrate transport
Cellular component (GO): membrane
Molecular function (GO): carbohydrate:proton symporter activity
Source: RefSeq, a predicted model, not a curated record